This is a messenger RNA of Microdochium trichocladiopsis, 660 nucleotides long. RefSeq lists its product as uncharacterized. Lineage: Eukaryota; Fungi; Ascomycota; Sordariomycetes; Xylariales; Microdochiaceae. The record is from RefSeq and is a predicted model, not a curated record. The annotation marks the transcript as partial. The transcript is spliced from 2 exons.
CACACUCCAGGUUAACACGGUAGACACCCGCACCGGGACUGAUCGACCUCGAGAGCACAUAGGCUUCAUCUGCGGCCCAAGAGAAUGUGUGGAAAGACUUUUCAAAGUGAUCGAGGGCAUUAAGACUCUGAGGGAACGGAUUCCGGACAUCGAGGCGCUCAGAAACUCGGAAAAUCGAGUACUCAUAUCGCCGAAGUACCUCAAACAGCUACACUCGGUCUUCCCGGGCAUGUCCAACCACACCACAGAGAAUGCCACAAGAAGCAUCAACCAGCCAGUCAUCAGAGCCAUCAUCCCAACCGGGAACAAGGAUAAGGUCGCCAUAAUCAAGAAAUACUUCGAGCAGCGUGUCUCCGAACAGACUAAGGUCAAAUACGCUAUUGUCCCUGUGGAGUCCGACGUCGGCGAGCAGCCGUACAACGCGGCAGGUGGCCAGGGCGCGUACAACCGGAUCCACAACGCUGUCACCAACGUCGAGGCCGACACGGAGGCGCAUGAAGGGUUUGUAGUGGCCAUCGAGAACUUCAUCCAGGUAGAGGACAUUGAUCGGCCAACGGACUUCGGCGUCGUCCUGAUACACAACGUGACUCACAACACUUACGCCGUCAACCUCUCCGAGGGGGUCACGAUCGAUAAGGCCGUUGUGGAGGCCGCCAAAAG